AUGGAAAGCCUGUCGGAUGACGACGUGAAAUAUCUCACGGGUCAUUUUAUUUCGGAAUUCAAUGCUAUUUUUUGUUUUACCGUUAAGAAUCAAUUGGACGCGGAUUGGCCAUUCCAAAAUCUACCACUAAAGGCACAGCUAUUACUUACGCUCAUUAAAUAUAGAUUAAAUUUUGAUUUUAGUUUUCUUGGCAUCAUGUUCAAAAUUCAUUACAGUAGCGUUUCAAAAAUAUUCAAGUAUUGGACAAUAUUAUUGAGUGUCAAAUUUAAUAAGGUCGAUUUUGGGGGGAUGAGAGUAAGUGAGGAAAAUUUGUACACGGUUAUAUUAGACUGUACAGAAAUACCAAUACAAAAGCCUACGUCGCCGGAAGAGCAACAGGCGACAUGGUCCAGCUAUAAAAACUGCAAUACUUUUAAAUCUCUAAUCGGAAUUGAUGAGGCCGGAACUGUUACAUUUGUUUCUACACUCUACGGAGGAGCAGCUUCCGAUAACGUUAUUGUGGCCAAAUCAGGAAUAAUACAGAAAAUGAAAGAAGGAGAUUGUAUACUGGCUGACAGAGGAUUUGAUGCUACGGAUUUGCUAGCUGAAAAGGGUGUUAUUUUAAAUAAACCGCCGAGAAAAAAUGGGAGUCAGAUGAAAGAAAACGAGGUGGCGCAAACCAGAGCUAUUGCAAAAAGAAGAAUUAAUGUUGAACGAGUUAUUGGUUUAGUUAAGAGAAAUAGAAUUUUAGCUCAAAAAGUUCCUCAAAGUCUUUUUGAGCUUAUGCCGCGGAUUUUCAAGUUGUUAUUUUGGUUAGUUAAUAUUAAAAAAUCUAUUUGUAAAUCAGUUGAUGGAAAUUGUAAGUGUUGUGUGUGA
Molecule: messenger RNA, 855 nt
Organism: Ochlerotatus camptorhynchus
Lineage: Eukaryota; Metazoa; Arthropoda; Insecta; Diptera; Culicidae
Exons: 1
Coding region: 1-855 (284 amino acids)
Source: RefSeq, a predicted model, not a curated record